AUGUUGGACUCCAGUGACUGCACCUUGUCUCUGGACAAUCUGUUUUUUGAGAAACCCAUUGUCCUCAAAGUAAAGCCACUGCACCAGGAGGCCAGUCCUUGGCAGCUGGAAGUGCCUCCAUCUCUUUCUCAGAUUCCAGCCACUCAGGAUAUGCAGAAGGAGGCAGAGACAUUUGCUACCCUAUACAGUUUCUCACCGAAAUCCAAGAAGUUUCUCCCUCCUUUCAAAGUAUCAGCUGGCCUUGACAUCUUAUCAAAAAUCAACACUCCUUACAGUUUUAACAAUGACGAGAAAGAGAUUGAGGAGACUCAAGAUGGCAGCAACAGUAACAGCAUCAGUAGAUGUGAUGGCCUUUGGGGAGGUGAAGGGUUCAGGGAUUACUCUCAGGGUCCCUGUCACAGUGGCAGAGGUGGAGAUGAAACUCCGCAGGACUCUGGUCACGCGGCCAUCAGCAGGAGGUGUUUGUCUCUGGACUGCAGCAAAACCCCACCUCUACGGAGAAGCUUGUUCAAGGUUCAGGUGUCGAACGGUGGAGGUGACUCUUCAAACACAGAUGACCUCAGUAGCAGCGGCAGCAGCAGCCAGACAGCAUCCAGACCUCAAACUUUUCUCAGUCAGGUUACCAUGGCGACAGUACCUCCUCCUCUUCAACCGCCACGGACGACAGUUAGCCAAGCAGCUCCUCCUUUCCCCCGAAAGCCCCCCUUUUCACCCCCUCCACUGGGCUCAUCUGCAGCAAGUGGCCGACCCCCGCAGCAGGCGACACAUGCAGAGAUGCCGGACAAGGGCACAAAGAGAGCUUUCGUUCCGCCCAUGAUGCCUCAGCCGCUCUGUAUACAAGGUUCUUCUGGGUCUGAAGUUUUGCGACCUGUUUCUGAAAUCCCAUCUAAGUUCAGAUCCGUCUUCAACAAGUUCCCAUUUUUCAACUACGUUCAGUCCAAAGCACUAGAUGACGUUCUUUACACAGGUAAGAACUUUGUGGCAUGUGCUCCUACUGGAUCGGGUAAAACGGUGCUGUUUGAGCUGGCCAUCAUUCGCCUUCUAAUGGAGACGUCAGAGCCCUGGAGAGACGUCAAAGCUGUCUAUAUGGCCCCUAUCAAAGCUCUGUGCAGUCAGUGCUUUGAGAGCUGGAAGAAGAAGUUUGGUCCUCUGGGACUGAUCUGUAAGGAGCUUACAGGCGACACAGAGAUCGACGACUUCUUUGAGAUUCAGGACUCUCACAUCAUCCUGACCACGCCGGAAAAAUGGGACAGCAUGACAAGAAAAUGGAAGGAUAACUGUCUGCUGCAGCUAGUCAGGCUCUUCCUUAUUGAUGAGGUUCAUGUGGUGAAAGAUGCGACCCGUGGUGCCACCUUGGAGGUCGUGGUGAGCAGGAUGAAGGCGGUACACGACUACAGGAGAGCACAGAAUCCAGACGCAGGCCUCUCUAUGAGGUUUGUGGCUGUAUCAGCCACCAUACCCAACAUCUCUGAUAUAGCAGACUGGCUGUCUAAUGAGAGCGGUCCAGCCACAUAUCUGUAUAUGGAUGAGAGCCAUCGCCCGGUGAAGCUGAGAAAGGUGGUGCUGGGAUUCCCGUGCAACCCAAGCCAAACAGAGUUUAAGUUUGACCUGUCACUCAACUACAAGAUGGCCAACAUCAUACAGACUUACUCUGACCAGAAGCCUGCUCUUGUGUUUUGCUCUACCAGGAAAGGAGUCCAGACGUCAGCUGCAGUUCUGGCCAAGGAUGCUCGAUUCAUUAUGAGCAUUGAGCACAAGCAAAGGUUGAUAAAAUAUGCAAACUCUAUUCUGGAUACAAAACUGAGAGAUCUGGUCAUGUUAGGAGUUGGUUACCACCAUGCAGGAGUUGACUUGUCAGAUAGGAAGCUGAUAGAAGAGGCCUUCACUCUGGGAGACUUGCCUGUUCUCUUUACUACCAGGACUCUGGCCAUGGGGGUGAACCUGCCAGCUCAUCUGGUGGUGAUCAAGUCCACUGUGCAGUAUGUUGCAGGCUCCUGUGAAGAGUACAGCGAGGCUGACCUGCUGCAGAUGAUAGGCCGAGCUGGAAGACCACAGUUUGACACAUCAGCGACUGCAGUGAUCAUGACCAAGGUCCAAACCAGAGAGAAGUAUAUGAAACUUAUGAAUGGGAUGGAAAUCAUUGAGAGCAGUUUACACAGUCACCUGGUGGAGCACCUGAAUGCUGAGAUUGUUCUCCAAACCAUCAGUCAUGUCAACAUGGCUCUGGACUGGAUACGCUCCACCUUCCUCUACAUCAGAGCCCUCAAGAACCCCACACACUACGGUUUCUCUGCUGACUUAGACAGAUAUGGAAUCGAAGCCAAAUUGCAAGAACUGUGUCUGAAGAACCUCAACUCUCUCUCCUCCAUUGGUCUGAUCAACAUGGAUGAAGAUAUCAACAUCAAACCAACAGAGGCUGGCAGGUUGAUGGCAAGGUACUUUGUUGCUUUUGAUACCAUGAAACGGUUCUGCGAAGUGGCUGGCACGGAGACGCUGUCUGACCUGAUCGAGCUGGUGUCAAAGAGCAGAGAGUUCAGCGACAUUCAGCUGAGAAUGAAUGAGAAGAGGCCCUUGAACACCUUAAACAGGGACAAGAACAGGAUCACCAUCAGGUUUCCUAUUGAGGGAAAGAUCAAAACCAGUGAGAUGAAAGUCAACUGCUUGAUUCAGGCUCAGCUCGGUUCCAUCUCAAUUCAAGAGUUUGGACUUACACAGGAGACAGCAAAGAUCUUCAGGAACGGGAUGCGCAUCAGCAAAUGUCUGUCAGAGUUUCUGAGUCAUCGAUACAAGAUGGGUUUCUCUGCUCUGCUCAACGCCCUGAUCCUAGCUAAGUGCUUCAGAUCAAAGCUUUGGGAGAACUCACCCUAUGUUUCCAAACAGCUGGAGAAGAUAGGCCAAUCUCUCUCAACUGCCAUGGUGAACGCUGGACUCACCACUUUCAGCAAAAUAGAGCAAGCCAAUGCCAGAGAGCUCGAGCUGAUUCUCAACAGACAUCCACCAUUUGGCAACCAAAUCAGAGAAUCUGUCAUACACUUCCCGAAGUAUGAAGUCACAUUGGAGCAGCUUCCAAGGUAUAGCUGUGCAAUAGCAGAGAUUGUGGUGAAGGUGAACGUAAAAAACCAAGCACAGCUGCUGUCCAGGAAAACAGCUCCAGACCACCACUAUGUCUCUCUGAUCAUCGGAGACUCUGACAACAAUGUGGUCUUCCUACAGAAACUCACGGACUUGGUGCUGUUGAAGAGUGGUAGCUGGUCGAAGAAGAUUGAGGUGGCGAAGGCCUCAGCGGGAGAGGAGAUCAGUGUAAAUCUCAUCAGCUCAGAAUAUGUGGGCUUCGACAUCCAGCAGAAGUUCAAUGUGUACUACUCUGGAGCCAGGAGGUUUGGCACCUAUUUAGGCGACAAGAGACAGUGCAACCACUUCUGCAAGAACAAGGAUCUUUGUGGCCACGACUGCUGUAAAGUAGGUGUAACUGUGGCACGGAAGAGGUCAGCAAAUCAAGAAUCCAGUUUCUCUUCCUAUUUGAAAGACCUGAGGAACAGGUGUGACACACUGGCGCAGACUCCUGUCAAACGACUCAAGAUGAAAAUGAGUGAGGAGUCUGUGUCUGUCAACAUACAGGAGUUUGCUUACAAACCCAAAGAGAGGCUUCCUGCUGUUUCCUGGUAUGGGAUAAACCACUCUGAAGCUUCAGGGAGACUUCACACUGAGACCAUAGAUCUGACAGGAGAAGACUGUGCUCAUCACACAGAUGUAGUUAAUCUGGACGACUUUGACAGCGAUUAUAACGACUACGUUGGGGACAUGCACAGGAUGAUGGAAACACCUGUCCAAACCUCUGCUGCAUCUCAUGCUCACCCUCAAAGUUCGUCAGUGUGGAUGAACCCAGGAACAAGUGGCUGGAGUCAAAUCCCUGAACAGCAUCUCAACCAAAUCAAUACAUCCAACCCAGCUUUCUCAAAGAGGUCCACUGUGGUAACGAACCAGGAUACUCAGUGUGAAACAGCUUCAUCCUUACAAAUACCAGCAAUCACCUUUGACCUUGGAAAUGAAUGGGACAGCUGGGGUGACUUUGAUGAUGAGAACUUGGUGCAUGCCAAGAACGAGCAUCUUCAGUGA
Molecule: messenger RNA, 4116 nt
Organism: Seriola dumerili (greater amberjack)
Lineage: Eukaryota; Metazoa; Chordata; Actinopteri; Carangiformes; Carangidae
Gene: hfm1
Product: HFM1, ATP dependent DNA helicase homolog
Exons: 36
Coding region: 1-4116 (1371 amino acids)
Molecular function (GO): nucleic acid binding; ATP binding
Source: RefSeq, a predicted model, not a curated record